AUGGCACAGAAAGGAGUUCAGCUGGACCGAGAAACCUUCUCUUGUUCCAUCUGUUUGGAUCUACUGAAGGAUCCGGUGACUGCAGCCUGUGGACACAGCUACUGCAUGAACUGUAUUAAAAGUUUCUGGGAUGAAGAGGACAGGAAGGGAAUCCACAGCUGCCCUCAGUGCAGGAAGACUUUCACACCGAGGCCUGUCCUGGAGAAAAACAUCAUGUUAGCAGCUUUAGUGGAGCAGCUGAAGAAGACUGGACUCCAAGCUGCUCCAGCUGAUCACUGCUAUGCUGGACCUGAAGAUGUGGCCUGUGAUGUCUGCACUGGGAGGAAGCUGAAAGCCAUCAAGUCCUGUUUAUCUUGUCCAGCCUCUUACUGUGAGAAACACCUCCAACCUCACUAUGAUGGAGCUCCAUUAAAGAAACACAAGCUGGUGGCCCCCUCCAAGAAGCUCCAGGAGAACAUCUGCUCUCGUCAUGAUGAGGUGAUGAAGAUUUUCUGUCGUACUGAUCAGCAGAGUAUCUGUUAUCUCUGCUUGAUGGAUGAACAUAAAGGCCAUGAAACAGUCCCAGCUGCAGCAGAAAGGACUGAGAAGCAGAAGGAGCUCGAGGUGAGACGACUAAACAUCCAGCAGAGAAUCCAGGAGCGAGAGAAAGAUGUGAAGCUGCUUCAACAGGAGGUGGAGGCCAUCAAUGGCUCUCCUGAUAAAGCAGUGGAGGACAGUGAGAAGAUGUUCACUGAGCUGAUCCGUCUCAUCCAGAAAAGAAGCUCUGAUGUGAAGCAGCAGGUCAGAUCCCAGCAGGAAACUGAAGUGAGUCGAGUCAAAGAGCUUCAGGAGAAGCUGGAGCAGGAGAUCGCUGAGCUGAAGAGGAAAGACGGCGAGCUGGAGCAGCUCUCACACACAGAGGAUCACAACCAGUUUCUACACAACUACCCCUCACUGUCAGCACUCAGUGAGUCUACACACUCAUCCAGCAUCAAUAUUCGUCCUCUGAGCUACUUUGAGGAUGUGACAGCAGCUGUGUCAGAGACCAGAGAUAAACUACAGGACAUUCUGAGAGAGGAAUGGACAAACAUCUCACUGACAGUCACUGAAGUGGAUGUUUUACUGUCACCAGAGCCAAAGACCAGAGCUGGAUUCUUAAAAUGUUCACGUGAAAUCACACUGGAUCCAAACACAGCAAACAAAUAUCUGUUAUUAUCUGAGGGGAACAGAAAAUCUGCAUCCUGGACCCUGAGCAGAUACAAGAAUGAGCACCAGGCUGAAACAGUCACAGCAGGGAUUCAGCAACUCAGAGUCAGCAUACAGUCAAAGACAAAUCAAGGAGGCCGUUCACAAGUCCAUAAAUCAUAA
Pelmatolapia mariae (spotted tilapia) is the source of this 1347-nucleotide messenger RNA. Its product is annotated as tripartite motif-containing protein 16-like. The record is from RefSeq and is a predicted model, not a curated record. Bases 1 to 1347 code for a protein of 448 amino acids. NCBI's taxonomy places the organism in Eukaryota, Metazoa, Chordata, Actinopteri, Cichliformes, Cichlidae. Gene Ontology annotation, molecular function: zinc ion binding. The transcript is spliced from 2 exons.